This is a messenger RNA of Menidia menidia (Atlantic silverside), 22681 nucleotides long. The record is from the annotation of a GenBank genome assembly. NCBI's taxonomy places the organism in Eukaryota, Metazoa, Chordata, Actinopteri, Atheriniformes, Atherinopsidae.
AUGGCAUCAAUCUACCUGGAGUGCCGUGGUAGCCCUCAGGAGGUGCCCCACGGGAUGGAGAGCCUGCUCGAUACUGGGAGGAAUCACAGAGCUUAUCUGGUAACUCUAAUGUGCUGCAUGGAUGAAAGAGACAGAGUGCAGAAGAAGACAUUUACGAAAUGGAUAAACCAGCAUUUGCUGAAGGUGCGAAAACAUAUAAAUGACUUAUAUGAAGACUUACGAGAUGGACAUAACCUGAUCUCACUGCUGGAAGUUCUGUCUGGAGAUACACUGCGAAGGGAGCGUGAUUUUCUGAAGACUUUGCGGUUGGUGAGUGGGACAGAAGCAUGUGCAGUUGAGCAGCAUGGAGACACGGUGGAUGAUGAUAAGGGGCCCAGGGAGAGAGGGAGGAUGCGCUUCCACAGACUCCAAAAUGUUCAAAUAGCGCUGGAUUAUUUAAAGAGGCGGCAGGUCAAACUUGUAAAUAUCAGGAAUGACGACAUCACAGAUGGCAACCCAAAACUGACCCUGGGAUUGAUUUGGACCAUCAUUUUGCACUUUCAGAUCUCAGAGAUCCAUGUGACAGGGGAGUCCGAGGACAUGACAGCCAAGGAAAGACUGCUGCUCUGGUCCAAGCAGAUAACAGAUGGCUACGUAGGCGUACGAUGUGAUAACUUUACAACUUCCUGGAGGGAUGGGAGGCUAUUUAAUGCUAUCAUACAUAAAUACAGACCAGAUCUGGUGGACAUGAGCGAAGUGUCAUCACAGACCAACCGCUCAAAUCUGGAGCAAGCGUUUUGUGUAGCUGAACAGUUGGGGGUGGCCAGACUCCUGGACCCUGAGGACGUUGAUGUUCAGUCUCCUGAUGAAAAAUCUGUCAUCACAUACGUCUCAACGCUGUAUGAUGCCUUCCCUAAAGUACCCGACGGUGUUGAAGGAAUAAAUCCUAAUGAUGUUGAUAUCAAAUGGGUGGAGUACCAGAACAUGAUCAAAUACCUCAGCCAGUGGCUCAAACACAACGUGGCCAUAAUGUCAGAUAGAUCUUUCCCCAACAAUCCUGCAGAACUUAAGGCACUUUAUACACAAUAUCUACAGUUUAAAGAACAUGAAAUCCCACUUAAAGAAAAUGAAAAAACUAAAAUAAAAAAUCUCUACAAAAUGCUUGAGAUGUGGAUAGAGUUUGGACGUCUUCAGUUACCCUUGGGUCAUCAUCCAAAUGAUGUGGAGAAGGAAUGGGGUAAAUUAAUCGUUGCAAUGCUGGAAAGAGAGAAGAGCCUGCGGCCAGAGGUGGAGAGGCUUGAAAUGUUGCAACAGAUUGCCAACAGAGUCCAGAGAGACUGUGUUAAUGGUGAGGACAAGCUGGCAUUGGCAAAAACAGCCCUACAAUCUGAUGCAAAACGUCUUGAGUCUGGUAUUCAGUUCCUUAAUGAGGCUGAGAUUGCCAGCUACCUACUGGAGUGUGAGAAUAUCCUCCGACAGCAAGUUGUGGACAUCCAAAUUCUUUUGGAUGGGAAAUUUCCAUUUGCCGAUCAGCUUGUUCAAAGGGUAUCAAAACUCCGGGAUGAUCUUCUGACCCUGAGAGCUGAGUGCUCCUCCGUGUACAGCAAAGGUCGCACCCUGACCACAGAGCAAACAAAAAGGAUGAUCUCUGGCAUCACUCAGAGCCUGAAUUCGGGCUUCUCCCAGAACAUGAACACAAGUCUGACACCAGCCCUUACUCCUGCACUAACCUCAGGGGGGUUAGGUACCCCUGGGUCCACAUUCACCUCUAGCCUUACACCAAGCCUGACCCCAUCCUUGCCCACAGCCUUGACCCCCAGUCUGCAGCCUGCUUCAGUCCAGGGCUACAUGGGGAGUGGUGGCAGCAUGGAGCCGGGAAGCCUCAUGCAUUUGAAACACAUGCAAAUCCGCAAGCCCUUACUAAAGUCCUCACUGGCAGACCCCAACAUGACGGAGGAGGAGGUCAACAUGAAAUACGUGCAGGACCUUUUGAACUGGGUGGAGGAGAUGCAGUUGCAGCUUGAGCGUUCAGAGUGGGGAUCUGAUUUGCCAAGUGUGGAACUGCAUUUGGAGAACCACAAGAGUGUCCAUAGAGCCAUCGAAGAAUUUCAGAUCAGUCUUAAAGAUGCCAAACUAAGUGAAAUUCAGAUGACAAUACCCUUGAGGCUGACUUAUUCAGACAAGCUGAACAAACUAGAAAAGCAGUAUGAAAGGCUGUUGACCAGUUCAAGGGAGCGGCAGAACCAACUAGAAAGCCUGCAUGACUUUGUGUCACAGGCCACUCAAGAGCUCAUCUGGCUAAAUGAGAAGGAAGAGGAGGAGGUUGCCUUUGACUGGAGUGAUCGCAACAGCAACAUCUCUACGAAAAGAGACUACCAUGCUGACUUGAUGAGGGAACUGGAUGAAAAGGAAGAAGCCAUCAAGUCUGUGCAGGACAAGGCAGAGCGACUCAUGCUGAAGAACCACCCAGCCAGGUUAACUAUUGAGGCGUACAAAGCUGCCAUGCAGACACAGUGGAGCUGGAUUUUGCAGCUCUGCUCAUGUGUUGAACAGCAUCUAAAGGAGAAUGCUGUUUAUCUAGAGUAUUUCAGUGAUGCCAAAGAGACCCUGGACUACCUUAAGAGCCUGCAAGAUUCCAUUAAAAGAAAAUACAGUUGUGAUCAAUCGAGCAGCCUGCACAGACUUGAGGAUCUCAUUCAGGAGUCCAUGGAUGAAAAAGAGCAACUUCUUCAGUACCGCAGCACUGUAGCCAGCUUAGUCGGUAGGGCCAAAAAUAUUGUGCAGCUCAAGCCCAGGAAUCCUGAAUCUCCUCUGAGAUCCUCCAUCCCUGUUAAAGCAAUCUGUGAUUACCGUCAGAUUGAGAUUACAAUUUACAAAGACGAUGAGUGUGUAUUGGCCAAUAACUCUCACCGGGCCAAAUGGAAGGUCAUCAACCCAUCAGGAAAUGAAGCCAUGGUGCCCUCGGUUUGCUUCACUGUGCCCCCACCCAACAAAGAGGCUGUUGAGAUGGCGACAAGAACUGAGCAGUUAUACCAAAAUGUUCUGUCACUGUGGCAUCACUCCCACAUCAACAUGAAAAGUGUGGUCUCCUGGCAUUAUCUGAUGGCUGACAUACGCGCCAUUCGCAACUGGAAUGUGGCCUCGAUAAAGACAAUGUUGCCGGGUGAGCAUCAGCAGGUAUUAAGCAACCUGCAGUCCCACUUUGAUGAGUUCCUGGAGGACAGCGAGGAGUCAGAGGUGUUCACAAUGGCCGACUGUGCACAGUUAGAGAGGGACGAGCACGAGGAGUCGGCAUACAAUCAUUACAUAUCAGAAAUACGCAACUUCCGGAUGCAUCUGGAGGCCCAUGAAGAGCACCUGAUCAGGCAGAUCCGCACACCGCUGGAGAGGGAUGACGUGGAGCAGAGUCUGCAGCGCAUUACAGAACAUGAGAAGAAGACAGCUGACCUGGAGAGGCUAAGAGAGGAUCUGGAUGGCAUGAAAGCAAAGUGUGAACUAUUUCUCAGGCAGGCUGCAGGUUCCCCAUCAGUCCCGAUGCUCUCCUCUGAACUCUCUGUUCUCAUUCAGAGCAUGAGCCAAGUGUCCUCCAUGUCUUCCAUUUAUAUGGACAAACUGAAAACAGUGAGUUUAGUGGUGAAACACAGUCAGAGCGCAGAGGCUGUUGUGAAGGCCUACGAAUCCAAACUCUAUGAAGAGGAUGCCAUGAACUCUGAUAUCAAAUCCAUUGAAAGUGUCAUUUCUACCCUGAAGCAAUGGCGGACAGAAAUUGAUGAACAGCAGGAGGUGUUCCAUGACAUGGAGGAUGAGCUGCAGAGGGCUCGUGUAAUCAGUGAUCGCAUGUUUAAGGCCCACAAUGAGCGGGACUUUGAUCUGGACUGGCACAAGGAGAAGGCCGAUCAGCUGAGUGAGAGGUGGCAGAACAUUCACUCACAGAUAGACAGCAGGCUCAGAGACCUGGAUGGUAUUUGCAAAUCUCUGAAACACUACAGAGAUUCUUACUGUAGCCUCAACGAAUGGGUUGGAGAACUUGAAGCGUUGCAGCUGAAGACCCAAGAAAACAAGCCUGAUGACAGCAAAGCACUUGCUGAGCUGUUAAAUAAACAGAAGGUCCUUGUUGCUGAAAUUGAACAAAAACAGAGCAGAAUUGAUGAAUGUCAAAAGUACUCAGAGCAGUACUCAUCUGCCAUUAAGGACUACGAGCUUCAACUGAUGACAUUCAGAGCGAUGGUCGACUCCCAACAUAAAUCUCCACUCAAAAAGAGAAGAAUGCAGAGCUCUUCAGAUGCCAUUCAGCAGGAGUUUAUGGACCUUCGGACCCGUUACACUGCUCUUGUCACUCUAAUGACACAGUAUGUGAAGUUUGCCAGUGAAACGCUUAGGAGAACUGAAGACGAGGAGAGCAGAAAGGCUUGUGAAAGAGCAGAGAAUGCAAAAUGGACAGAGAGCGUAGAGCUCCAAAAAGCCAAAGGGGAUGUAGAGAUUAGACAACUUAAGCAACGGGUCCAGGAACAGGAAGCUUUGCUCUCUGAAAGACAAGCACAGGUGGAAACAUUGGAAGGAGAAGUAGAAACACAAAAAAAGACUAUUGAUGAUCUUACCUUUCAGAAUGCCCAGCUUGAGCAUGAUGUUAAUCAGUACCGCACCAAAUUAGAGAUUGCUGUUAAAGAUAAAGCUGCCAGUGAGCAGGAAUUAAAGCACACAAAACUCUUGAUUGAACAAUCAGAGGCCACAUGUUCUCUAACCCAGAAGAAAUUCGAAGAUCUUUUAAAAAAACACAAUGAUGGCCAGGAUCUUCACACACAAAGCUCCAAUCUGCAGAGAAAAACUAAUCGGGAGGAGGCAGACAUUCCAAAUGAGGAAAAAUUAUGCGGUGAAGUCCAACCUAAGAGCAAUGGUCUAGCUCCACGUCCUUUGGAGUUUGACAGCCAGCAAUCAGUAGAGAUUCAGCAGGACUCAUCUGCAGGUAGACUGCACGAUGCCCUGCAGCAGAAAUUGGAAGAAGUAGUUUUGGUCCAGAAAAAAGCUGAAAUGGCCGAGGAGAAGGCUCAGAGUUAUAAAAAACUGUUGGAUGAAAGCAAUAACAGACUGAAGAAACUUCAGAUGGACAUGGAGAGUGAAAAGAUCCGCAUGAGACAGAAAGCUGAGGAUCUCCAGCAGGAAACGGGGAACUUGAAAAAAUCUGUAAGUGAUCUUCAGGAAGAAAUCAGAUCUCUCCAAAGAGCAAAGUCCUCAUUGGAGCAAAGUGCUUUUUUCCAGAACACUGAAGUCGAAGGCCUGAAAGAACAACUGAAGAUUACCCACGGAGAGCUGCAGAAGAAGACCUCCAUUGAGCAGGAAAACAGCUACAAAAUGAACAGUUUAGAAGAAGAGUUGUCUUCCAAACAGUCAGUUAUAGAUCAGCUAAAGUUCAAAUGUAGCGAGCUGACUCGGAUGAGCGUCUCAUCCGACAGUGAUAUCAGGAGUCUUCAGAUCCAAAUGGAGUCCCUGGAAAAAGAGAGAUCGCUCUCUGAACAAAAGAUUAAGUCUUUAAAGAGAGAAGUAGAGAGUUGGAAGGAGCAAUUCCAAACAUCCAAGGAAGAAAACCUUGUAGUAAAAAGAUCUGAAAAUAUGCUGAACCUCAAAUGUAAAAACCUUGAGGCAGAACUCCAGAAAAGUGAGAUAGUUGGUGGUCAGUUGCAGAGAAAGAUAGAUGAUCUGAAACAGAUCAAUUUAGAGAUGGAUCAGAAUCUAAAGAAUGUAAGAGCUAAACUUGAGCAGGUGACGAUUGAAAUUGAGAGCAAAGAUCAGCAAAUUAAAAUCUUCAAGUCUCAGGUAGAGAGCACCAAAUCCCAAAUCAGAAUUAUUGAGGAAGAAGUAAAUAAGAAAUCCCAAACUACCCAUGAGCUUCAGAUGAAGCUGCAAGAUUUCAGCGAAGAGGCAAAGAAAAUGGCUGACCUCGAGCAAAAGAUUAAAACCCUGAAUUCAAAUAUCACAAACAACGAGGAAGAAAAAACACGUCUAAAAUCUGAACUGAAGUCCCUCUUUACAGAGAAGAGUUUGUCAAAUCAGAAGAUCCAGAUGCAAAAAGCUGAAAUCAAUGACCUAAACGAGAUGCUGAAGAAAAAAAAUGCAGAGCUGCAAAAAGAAUCUGAUGAGAAUCAGAAACACCUCAGGAAAAUCAAAGCAUUAGAAGAGGAGCUUUUCGAGCACAAGCACAGUUUUAAAGGUUUAACGAGCAGCGCAGAGACCUUAAAGCGGGAAAUAUACUCUGUUCAAACUGACAAGACUUCAGCAGAAAGAAAAAUAGAGAGCUUGAAUCUUAAACUUUCCGAGCUGAGUUCCUCUCUUCAAAGAACCAUAAACGAAUUGGCUCAAGAGACCAAAGAUAGAAAAUCAAAAGAAUUAAAAAUCAUGCAACUUGAGACUGAGCUUCAUACAAAUAAUCUCACCAUCAAAGAAUUGAUGUCCAAUUCUGACAGGUCUCGAUCAAAUCUGCAACAUGAGAACACAAUCCUGAAGAGGGAAAAAUCGGAGGCUUUGGAGAAAACCAUCACACUGGGAUCCGAAGUCAGACUGCUAAAAGAUAAACUGCAGCGUGUGCAAAUGGACGCAGAGCAAAAGCAAAAAGAAAACUCUGCUCUUCAGCAGAAGUCCCAGCAGAUGGAAGAACAACUGCAAAAGUGCAAGAUGAUGCUGGAGGAAUUGAAGAGUAAACUGGAACUCCAGAAAGAGGGCUAUGAGAGGCAGUUGUCACUUGUGCAAACGGAAAUACAGAAAAAAAUUGUUUUGCUGCAGUCUGACAUCUCAAAAGAAAGCCAGCAGUCACACGGUGCUCAGUUAUCCGAGGUCCUUAACAGGUAUUUCAAAGAUGACACAAAAGUGCUAAAAACAGUGCAUCACACCAUGGUGGAGCAACAGGUGGACCGGGAGCUGCAAAUCAAAAUGGACAGACUGCAUGAAGAAAGGGCCAAACUCGGGCAAGACCUGUCAAAAGCGAAGUUAGAGAUAACACAGCUUGAGACGGAUAAACUCACUCUCACCUCAAAAAUCAGCACUCUGCAGAGCCUUUGCAAUCAGCAAGCAAUGGAGAGGACAAAGUAUGAAAAGCUGCUGGGAGAUAGUGAGCGCAAACUCGUCCUGAAAGAAAAUGAAGCAAAAGCUCUUCGGGAGCAAAUAGAGUUGCACGUCAGAGAGGUGAAAAUCCUUCAGGAAUCACUUUCCACAUUCAAAGUGAACAAAGUCACCAGUCAUCAGUAUGCAACAAACAACAAGGCAGAUACCCCAACAGUGAAGAAAAUGGUGCCUAUCAAGAAUGGUGCAAAAGAGGUGGCAGCAAUGGAAGGAGGAACCAUUCUUGAAGGAAUUAAACAAGUGGAAGAUUCCUAUUCUCAGACUCUCAGCACCCAACAGAAAGACAAGCAGCAUGUGAUUCACAGAACAGCAUCUGAUGUGGCCAUUUCUGACACAACACACAUGGCAGGAAGUGGACUGACAGGCCAGAGGUCCAACGAAUCAAACAUCAGUAAAACAAGAACGUAUCAGAUCAAAGAAGUUCAUGAAGUUGUGAAAACAUCAGAGAAAAAUUUGUCCGAAUGUGAGAGAAAAGGGAGCAUGACAAUGUCCAGAAACACCCUUCCCUCUAAAUGGAGCACAAACAUUCAAUACUUGAUAAAGUAUAAGCUGUUGGAUGGUGAGGUUUUGCGAAAGUUGGAAAUGGGCCUCAUCACCAUGGAGGAGAUGCGAGCUUUGCUUCCUCAACAAAUUGACAAGCCAACUGCUAUCGCUGGAGUUUAUGUGGACUCAAGCAAGAAAAAGAUGUCCUUUCUAGAAGCUGCUGAAAAGGGCUUCCUUGCAAAAACGUAUGCACUCGAAUUUCUGGAGGCUCAGGCUGCAACAGGUAGUAUUAAGGACCUGGCCUCAGGGCAAACGCACUCAGUUCCUGAGGCUCUGGAGAGGGGAAUUAUAGAUGCAACCUUAAAAGACAAAUUAAUGGAGGCUGAGAAAGCCAUUAGUGGCUACAACUGUAAAGGCAAGAAGCUCUCCCUGUUUCAGGCAAUGGAAGAGAGGAUUCUGGAUAGAUACAAAGGCAAGAAAAUCCUUGAGGUCCAGGUUGCUACUGGAGGGCUAAUAAACCCUGAGAAUGGUGUCAGAGUACCAGUUCACCUUGCUGUAGAACAGGGUCUUUUGAAUGAAGAAACUUUGCUGAGUCUGUUUGAUCCAGUGAGUAACCCCAAAGGUUUCCACAACCCUGACACUGGACAGAAGGCAUACUACUCGGAAAUCCUCAGGACAUGCUUGUAUGAUAUGGAUGGUGGCGUGUUUCUCUUCCCGUUCGGUGAGAGACACCUGACAAGCUCAUCUCCCAUGAGUCCUCACAGAGUUUCAGUUGUAGACAGCAGCUGUGGAUCUGAAAUGUCAGCGUAUGAAGCCUUCCGGGGGAAACACAUUGACAAGAGGACCUAUCUGUUUCUGUCACAGCAGGAAAGUGAAUGGCAAGAAAGGUCUGUUCUUGACCCUGAUGGAAGCACACGUCACAUUGUGAAUGAUGCCAGAAGUGGCCGACAGAUUUGUCUUGAGUCUGCCCUGAGUCAGAGGUUUCUUGAGGCGUCUGAGUUUGAAAGCUAUCUUAGUGGGGUUUUAAGUAUCUAUGAGAUUGCAGACAUUAUAUUUUCAAGGAUGGUGGUAAUUGAGGAUGUUAACAGCCCAAUUGCAGGCCUCUGGGACAUCACUCAGAGAAAGAGGCUCUCAGUUCUCCAGGGCUUUCAGCAGGGCUUUACUGACAGAGGUACUGCCCUACGACUGUUAGAGUCCCAAGCCUGCACUGGAGGUAUUUGUGACCCCUCAACUGGGGAGAAAUUUCCCCUCUCUGAGGCUCUCAAAAAAGGUCUUGUAGAUGAGGCGCUGAGUCAACAGCUCCAACAGUUUGAGCAGGUGUUCAAUGGGAUCAUUCACCCUAAGAGUGGAAAGACCUUGAUAGUUCCCCAGGCUGUUCAGGAAAACCUCCUCCCGAAGGACGCUGGUUUUCGCUGCGUUGAGUUCCAGCUCCUGACAGGGGGACUGAUUAAUCCCAUCACUCAUGACCGACUCUCACUCGAAGAAGUCAUUCAGAGUGGAGCUGUUGACAAAGCUACUGCUACGGUGCUCAAAGAUGAGAAUUUACAUGCCAAAAGCCUUACCUGUCCAAAGACCAAGAGGAGAAUCACGUUCAAAGAAGCACUCGAAAGAAGCCUGUUUGACUGUCACACUGGAUUAAGGUUACUGGAAGCUACAAAAAUUCAUGGCUUUGGAGCCAAGUCAACAUUUCAUUAUAGAUCUAUUGAUGAGGAGAAGAGAGAGCACGGUGAUAAAGUUAGCAAAUUGUUGCACUGGAUGUCUGAUGUGAAACGUACCAUGAGCAAUGAUGGGAAUUCUCUUAAAGAUAGUAAUGCCAACACAGAUGCUUCAAAUAAGCCCCAGGUUUCUGUUGAGGAAAUGGUCACUAAAAAGGAGCAGAUUGCAGAAGCUCUCAGGUCCACACAGAUGAUGCUCAGCAAACACAGUGACAAGAUGGCAGAUGAAGACGUAGAGCAGAUGAAGGAGCAGUUGAAUGCUCUCAGUCAGGCUUAUAGUGAACUCUCGCAGCAGUGCUCUGAUCAGACAGCUUCUGCAGAAGAGAUAUCCUCUGUCCAGGAUUACUUGGAAUGUGUGGGGAGACUGCAGGAUCAUGCUGAUGUUUUAGAAGAUGUCAGAAAAGAUCUUUCAAUGCAAACACCUGUGGGAAACAACAUGGAAGACCUGCAGAUGCAAACCGAAGAAUGCCAGUCUUUAGAGUCUGAACUUUCUAGAUUGGGUGGUGUUCUGACAGUAGACAUGGACAAAGCCAAACAGCUCUUGAACGCUGCCGAUGAGUACAUUCCUGAACAAAUCCAACAAGAUUUGGCCUCCACAUAUCAGCAGUUGGAGCCAAAUUUUACUGCUGUCUCCCAGAUGUGUGCAGAAAGGAGAGGCUCCCUGAUCCAUGCAAUGGAAGUGGGAAAGGCACACUUGGAGUCAGAAUACCAGGAACAUCUCUGUGAUGUUCAUAAAUUAUCAGACCUCAUACAGGAAAACUUAAAGAUGUUGGAUGUGGAUUUGAACACAUGUGAUUUAGACACGCUGAAACAAUUGAGCCAGCAGAACAAGGAUAGCGAGAACAGUCUGCUGAAAGAAGCCAGGCUCAAGUUAGAGGACGUCACGUUUGAUAUCCAGUGCUUCAUUUCUGAGCACGCUCAGUUUCUGAGUCCGGCUCAGAGCAGUUACCUCCUCAAGUACCUCACCACCACACAGCGAGCGUUCAGGGACCACACAGAAAGACUUAUUACACAGCAAAGUGCUUUAGAUGUGCUUCUGGACGCCAGAGAGAGAGAAAAUCAGCAGAAGAAUCAACUGAUCGGUCAUCAACAGCAGGCUGAGAGUGCCGGGUGUGUUACAGACCUGCAACAGUAUCAGCAGGAGCAUCAGGCUCUGCAAAAAGAUGUGCUGAAAAAUGCCAGUGCCUUGAACGAGGUGAUCACCAGCACUGCAAAGUUCCUGGAGGAGAACCGCAGCAAGUUGACACCUGAUCAGAUCGCCAUGAUCGAGAGCAAGUUGGAGGAGGCUAAAAGCAAAGCAAAACUCAUCAACCAGCGUGCUGAAGAGUCCAGGAAAGAUUUGGAGAAGGUUGUCACAACAGCCAUAAAACAGGAGAGUGAAAAGGCAGCAGCUGUUGAGCAGCUUGAAGAGAGCAAGAACAAAAUCGAAGGUCUACUGGACUGGAUAUCCAACAUAGGGAAUGAAAACAAAAGCUGUCUGGAUCAAACUGACCAUAUAAGUCAAGAGAAUGGAAACCUGCCAGAGGAAACUUCCGCCAAGGAACUGACAGGGGAGGCUGACGAUGCCAAUGGAAAUGCUUUACAGACCUCUGAAAAUGAUUCUGGCAGAGAGACCAGAGGCGAGAACGCAAUUUCCCUGGACCUUGAUAAGCAUUACGACAGGUUGAAGGCUCAUCAUGAGGAGAUUCUGUCCCAGCAGCAGGAUCUAAUCAUGGCCACCCAGUCAGCUCAAGCUCUUCUUGAAAAACAAGCCAGUGUUCUGUCACCUGAGGAAAAGGAGAGGCUUCAGAAAAACAUCCAGGACCUGAGGGAACGCUAUGAGGCCUCCCUGACUCAAGCUGAGCAGCAAAUGAAGCAGGUGCAAUGCGUCCAGGAGGAGCUGAAGAAGUUUCAGGAUGACUGCGGGGAGUUUGAAGGCUGGUUAGGGCAUGCCGAAGGAGAGAUUGAAGAGUUGGGCACUCCUGCAGCUUCCCUCAACGUCUUGAGGGAUAAGCUUCUGCGACAGAAAAGCUUCUCAGAGGAUGUGAUUUCCCAUAAAGGAGACCUUCGCUUUAUCACCAUUUCCGGACAGAAGGUUCUGGAUGUUGCUAAAGCCUGUGGAUUAACUGAUCCUGCUGCGGCGAAUGCUCAGCUGCAAGUGGAUACUUCAGGGACCUGCUCUGCUGUCAAGGAUAAAUUGGAUUCAGCAGCCAAUCGAUACAAAACACUGCAUUCACAGUGCAACCUGCUUGGAAACAACCUCAAAGAAGCUUUACAAGGCCAGAUGGUAGGACAUCAGACUGCUGUUGACACGUUGCGUAAAACAGCUGAGUUGUUGGUAACAUCCGAAGGAAACCUGCUGAGCAACCCCGAUGACAUCCAGGAGACAGUGGACGACAUUGUGGAGCGCUAUGACAAUCUUUCUAAGUCUGUGAGUGAUCGAAAUGAGAAACUUCAGAUCACCCUGACGCGCUCUAUGAGUGUCCAAGAUGGUUUAGAUGAGAUGAUGACAUGGAUGGAGGGAGUGGAGGCCAGCGUGAAAGAGAAAGAGCAAAUACCAUUGGAUUCUGCAUCAAUUGGAGAUACUCUCAGCAAGGAGGCAGCUUUAGAGCAGGACAUUGCUGGUCGGCAGAGCAGCAUCUCAGCCAUAAAGGCAAAGGUUUUGAAGUUUGUGGAGACUGCAGAUCCCUCUGCAGCUACUCUUCUGCAGACUAAGAUGGACACCCUCUCCCAGCGCUUCACUGACGCUUGUGAUAAGCAUAAACAGAAAGUUUCCAAAUUGGAGCAACUGAAAGAAAAGGUUGAAGAGUUUGAGAACACUGCAGAUAAAGUCCAACAAUCAAUUGUGAAGCGUUCACAAGAUCUGCAUGAAACGGAUGGACCUGGGAAAACUUUCAGUGAACUGUCGGAGCUAAUGCAGAAUGCUAAAGCAGAGAUGGCUGAAUAUGCUAGUGAUAUGGAGAAGCUGCAGACUCUAUCCAAAGAGCUGUCUGAAAUAAGCCCUGACGGAAACAAAGCCCAGCUACUGAGCAAGUUGGACAACGUGUCAAAUAUCUUCAGUACUUUCAAAGAUACAGUCAAAGAAAAGGAAGAAGAACUAUCAUCCUGUCAGGACCAGCUGGGUGAGUUCAGAUGUGCAGCCAGUGCUCUCACCAAGUGGCUGGAGGAAAGCAAUGACAGAGUACCUGCAGCUCAGCCAAGCAGCAGUGAGAAAAAUCUGGAGAAGGACCUGCAGAUUGUCACCGGGUUAUUAAAUGAAUGGACAUCCAAAGGCCCUGCUGUCCAGGACUUGAACAGUAAAGGAGCAGCACUGUGCAGCCUGAUCACUUUUCUCACAUCCCCUGCCAAGGCUAAGACCUCUAACAAGUCAGAGCUCAUGGGGAUCCAGCAGAACAUGUCCUUCAUCGGUGAGGGAUACACCAACCUGGGUGAAACACUAAAAAGUCGAGAGGAGCAGUUGAGUAGUUUGCUCCAGAAGGUGAAAGAGGCCCAUAAGGAGACGGAAGACAUGAUGUCAUGGCUGAGGGACAUGAAAAAGACUGCUGCUUCCUGGAACAAUGCAGCCACCGAAAAAGAUGCUGUGAAAACACAGCUUGAGCAGCAGAAGGCAUUUGAAGAUGGUAUGAAGCAGAGGCAGGAGCAGCUCCAGAAGCUCAGAGAGAAGCUCCUGGACCUGAUUACUGCCCAUCCAAACUCUCCUGAAGCAGCAAAAUGGAAGCAGAUGCUGGCAGAGAUAGAUGCUGCAUGGGGAGAAAUCAGUGGCUCUGUGGAGGAGAGGAAGCAGCACCUGGAACAGUCCAACAAGAAUCUGGACAUCUUCCAAAGAAAUGAGCUGCAGCUUGGCCAGUGGCUCUCAGAGAAGGAGCUGAUGAUGAGUGUCCUAGGACCCCUCUCUAUAGACCCAAACAUGCUGAAAAUGCAAAAGCAGCAAGUUCAGAUUCUCCAGAAUGAGUUCAAGAGCCGCAAGCCCCAAUAUGAACAGCUGGAGGAAGCAGCUUCUGUUCUCCUUAACUCGUCAGACAGCCAGGAACCCUCAAGUGGAAAGCUGGUGAGGGAACAGCUUGCAGCAGUCAACCAGAAGUGGCAGUGCCUCACUGGACAGCUGGACCAGCGAGACAGCCUCAUUGACCAGGCGGUGGUGAAGACUGGUCAGUUUCAGGAGUUGUUGAAGAGCCUCGGUGACAUUACCACUCAGCUGGAGAAUCAGCUCACUAACCAUCACACGAGCAGCACUCAGCCUGAUGCUGUGAAGAAGCAGCUGGAGGACGUCCAAAGCAUAUCAGCUCAGCUGAGAGAGGAGAAGAAGAAACUGAAGCAGGCUGAGGCAAUCAAUGCAGAGCUCACAGCAAUGGUGACUGAGGACUAUCUUAAAGCAGAUCUAACCAGGCAGCUGGAAAGUGUCAGCAAGCCUUUUAAACAGCUGGAAGAGAAAGCAGCAAAACGGAUUGAACAGCUGAACUCAACCUUUGCCAGCUCUCAGCAGUUUCAUCAAACAUCCAAAGACUUUCAGUCAUGGCUGGGUGAGAAGCUCCAGGAUCAGCUGAAGCCCCUGUCCAUCUCUGCUAAGGCUGACAUUCUGCAGCAAACCUUAGAGGAGCACAGUAAACUCCAGAAGGCUCUCAAGGAGCAAGAACAAGCUUACAGUACAAUCAUUGGAGAAGGAGAGAUGCUUCUGCACAGUACGGACGGGGCAGAAAAGCUGGCACUGCAGGGCCAGCUCACGACCCUCUCUUCUAACUGGGAGGAAGUGAAAAGGAGCUCUGCAGAGCAGGCUGAAAAACUUCAGGAAGCUCUGCUGAAAUCACAGAAAUAUCAGGCCCAUUCUGAGAAGCUGAGCUCUUGGAUUCAAGAUUGUGAAGGUAGUGAGGGUCGAGUGAAAUUGGCUGUUGAUCCCGCUGCUGUUGAGAGCUCCAUAUCUCAAGUGAAAGCCCUCCAGAAGGAUGUCGACAAACACAGGGGGCUGGUGGAGCAGCUCAACACAGCUGCAGAAAGUCUGAUGGAGGUGGCCAACACUGACACCGAGGAUAUAACAGAAGAGAAAGAGUCCCUAGGUAAAAGAGUGGAAAAGUUAGCGGAGGGUCUGCAAACCAAAAGGGAAUCACUGGAAAAGAUCUCACACACUGUCAAAGAAUUCAAUGAUGCCUACAAAGAGGCAAACUGUCAACUGGAAGGAGCUAAGAAGCAGGUGGAUUCCUAUGAAUUGCAGGGAGCGCAGGCACACAGCAACAAGAACUUAACCAACAUCAAAACCCAACAGAAGAGUUUAGAGGGUGUGCAGAACCAGGUAGAGCACAUGAAGGCCUUGGCCCAGGACCUUGUUUGUGAUGUUCCAGACGCUGAGGGAGUUACAGACCUCCUGUUGCAGACAGACAGCUUAGAAAAAGAUUACAGCAAACUUAACAAGAAACUGGAGGAGGCGUGCGAGGUUUUGGAGAGUAAACUGCAGGGUAUUGGUCAGUUCCAAAACAGAAUCCGUGAGAUGUUUACCCAAUUCGCAGAACUGGAUGAUGAACUGGACAGCAUGUCUCCCAUGGAUCUAGACUUGACCACCCUUAAAGAACAGCAGGACAGCAUUCAGAGUUUUCUCGCUAAGCUUCGAGAGCUGAUGGCUAACACUGCCAACGCCGGUGACAGCUGUAAGAAGAUGCUGGAGGCUGAAUCUUCGCCUGAUCUGAUGGGUCUUAAGAGAGAUCUGGAUGCUCUGAGCAAGCAGUGUGGCAAACUCUUAGACCGAGCCAAUGGAAGAGAGGCCCAGGUACAGAGUACGCUCACCAAGCUGGACGAGCUGUAUGGCAAACUCCAUCUAGUGGAAGAGAAACUCCGUAGUGCUGUGGACAAGGAAGCGUCCCAGGAGACAGUUGGCAUGGAGACAGACGUAAUCAACCAACAGCUGGAGGCCUUUAAGGCUUUUCAGAAAGAGGACAUUGAUCCUCUGCAGACACAGCUUCAAGACAUCAACUUGGUUGGGAAUGGUCUUAUCCAGAAUGCUGCUAAAGGAACCAGUACCAAGAAGCUUGAGGAAGACCUGGAGGGUGUCAACUGGAAAUGGAAUACCCUAAACAAAAAGAUUGCUGAGCGUUCAGCGCAGCUGCACGAAGCCCUGUUGCAUUGUGGGAGGUUCCAGGAUGCUUUGGAGUCUCUGCUCAGCUGGUUGACUGAUACGGAGGAGCUUGUGGCCAGUCAAAAACCCCCUUCUGCAGAGUUCAAAGUGGUCAAAGCACAGAUACAGGAGCAAAAACUCUUGCAGAGACUACUGGAUGACCGAAAGCCGACUGUGGAGCUGAUAAAAAAGGAGGGAGGGAAAGUCUCAGAACUGGCAGAGUCUGUGGAUAAAGAGAAAGUUGCAAAAGAGAUUGAAUGCCUAGGGCAGAGGUGGGACGCUCUGCUUAAGAAAGCUGACAACAGGCACAAGCAACUGGAGAGCAUCUUGGUGGUCACUCAGCAGUUCCAUGAGACUCUGGAGCCUCUGAGUGAAUGGCUUACAGCUACAGAGAAACACCUUGCCAACUCUGACCCAGUGGGCACCGAGACAUCUAAGCUAGAAGAUCAAAUAUCUCAGCAUAAGGCCUUAGAGGAGGAGAUCAUGAAUCACAGUAAAGACCUGUUUCAGGCUGUCAAUCUGGGUCAAAUGCUCAAAUCUGUGAGCUCAGUGGACGAGAAGGAGUUUGUUCAGAGUAAACUGGACACCACACAGGCCAAUUACAUAGAGCUCCAGGAGCGGUGCAGGAAGAAAGCUGACAUGCUGCAGCAAGCUCUGGCCAACGCUCAGCUGUUUGGAGAGGACGAAGUGGCCCUCAUGAACUGGCUCAACGAGGUUCACCCCAGACUGAGUGAAGUGUCCGUGGAGGACUACAAAAUAGAUAUUCUUGAGAAGCAGCUUGCAGAACAACGGAAACUUCAAAGUGAUGAGGUGGUUGUUAUCCAAGCUAAACUGGACGGAAUAAAAACAAAGUAUGCUGAGAUUAACUCUAUGAGUGACAGUGUUCUGAAGACCUUGGAACGGGUUUUGGAUCUGUCCACGAAACUACAGCAUACCCACAAGGACCUGAAUGCCUGGCUAGAUAAAGCAGAGGCUGAGAUUAAGAUUUUUGCUGAUGAGGUGCCAAUGGGCGAGCAGCACGGUCAGACACAGACCAAGCAGAAGGCGUUGCUCAAAGAGACCAAAGAACAAAAGCCUGUGUUGGGGAAGCUGAACGAGCUAUCCAAUUCACUACUGGACCUGAUUCCCUGGCAUGCCCGGGAGGGUUUGGACAAGCUGGUGACUGAGGAUAAUGAGCGGUACCGAGCAGUGUGUAACACCAUCACCCAGCAGGUCGACCAGAUCAACGCUGACAUCCUCAGGUCACAGCAGUUUGAACAGGCUUUAGACACUGAGCUCUCCUGGCUGACAGAGACAGAGAGGAAGCUGCUGUCGAUGGGUGAGAUCAGGCUGGAGCAGGACCAAACCGCAGCCCAGCUCCAAGCACAGAAGAUUUUCUCCAUGGACAUCAUGAGGCACAAAGAUGCCGUGGAUGACAUUGUGAAAGUAGGAAAGGCCAUCAUGACUAGUAAAACACCGGAGGAGAAAGAAGUCCUGAAGGCCAAGAUCCAGGCUCUCAUGGAAAAGUACGGCGCUGUCAGUCAGUUGAACUCGGAGCGCUGUCUGCAGCUGGAACGGGCUCACUCUUUGGCCUUGCAGUUCUGGGAGACCUAUGAGGAGAUGUGGCCAUGGCUUCAGGAAACCUUAAACACCUUCAGUCAGCUGCCCCCGCCGGCCAUCGAGUAUGAGACGCUCAGGCAGCAGCAGGAGGAGCUCAGGCAAAUGCGAGAACUCAUUGCCGAGCACAAGCCCCACAUUGACAAGAUGAAUAAGACAGGGCCUCAGUUACUGGAGCUCAGCUCGGUGGAGGGAGUGCCCAUCAGGGAGAAAUACACAGCUGCGGACCAGCUGUACACCAAACUUAAGGCUGAUGUCACACAGAGAGCUGCCACUUUGGAUGAGGCCAUAUCAAAGUCCACACAGUUCCACGAUAAAAUUGACCCCAUGCUGGAAUCCCUGGAACGGAUUGCCGAACGCCUUCGUCAGCCUCCAUCCAUCUCAGUAGAAUUGGACAAGAUAAAGGAGCAGAUUACUGAAAACAAGUCAGUUUCUGUGGAUUUGGAGAAACUGCAGCCCUCCUAUGAGACGCUGAAGCUACGAGGUGAAGAGAUGAUCGCCCGAUCAGAAGGAGCAGACAAGGACAUAUCUGCUAAAGCUGUACAGGACAAACUGGACCACAUGGUGUUCCUGUGGAACGACAUACAGGCCUUGCUGGAGGAGCGGGAAGCCAAGCUGCUGGAUGUGAUGGACUUGGCAGACAAGUUCUGGUGUGACCACUGUGCUCUCAUUGUCACCAUCAAAGACAGCCAGGAUCUGCUGAAGGAGCUGGAGGAGCCCGGAGUAGACCCCUCUGUCGUCAAGCAGCAGCAGGAAUUUGUAGAGGGGUUUAAGGAGGAGAUAGACGGGCUCCAGGAGGAGCUUGACGUUGUUCGAAACCAGGGUGCAGAGCUAAUGACCGCCUGCGGGGAGCCUGACAAACCUGUGAUAAAGAAAAGCGUUGAUGAGGUGAAUUCAGCAUGGGAGAAUCUUAAUAAGACCUGGAAGGAGAGAGUGGAGAGGCUGGAAGAAGCUAUGCAGGCGGCUGUGCAGUUUCAAGAUGGUUUGCAGGGCAUGUUCGACUGGGUGGAUAUACUGGAAAGCAAACUGGAUUCUAUGUCCCCUGUGGGAACGGACCUGGAGACUGUCAAGCAGCAGAUUGGAGAGCUCAAGGAGUUCAAAGGGGAAGCGUACCAGCUGCAGAUUGAGAUGGAGCGACUGAACCAUCAGGCCGGCCUCUUGCUGAAGAAGGUGACGGAGGACUGUGAUCGCUGUGCCAUCCAGGAGCCGAUGUCUGAGCUCAAAAUGCUCUUGGAGAACAUGGAUGAGAAGAUCAUCAGCCGGCAGCACAAACUGGAAGGUGGCCUUCUGGCCCUGGGUCAGUUCCAGCACGCACUGGACGAGCUGCUGGCCUGGAUGAGCCACACUGAGGAGCUGCUGGACGAGCAGAGGAAAGCUGCGGGAGACCCCAAAGCCAUCGAGAUAGAGCUCGCCAAACACCAUGUCCUGCAGAUAGAUGUUUUGGCUCACAAGUCAACAGUGGAGACUGUUAACAAAGCUGGUAAUGAACUGGUGGAGUCAAGUGCCGGAGAGGAGGCUUCCAGCCUGCAGAGCAAAUUGGAAAACCUAAAUCAGAGGUGGAAGGCCGUCUUGGAGAAGACGGCGCAGAGGAAGCAGCAGCUGGAGGCUUCCCUGCUUCAGGCCCAAGGUUUCCAUGGUGAGAUAGAAGAUAUGCAGCAAUGGUUGAAAGACACAGAACGUCAGCUGUUGGCAUCAAAGGCUGUGGGAGGCUUACCAGACACAGCCCGGGAGCAGCUUAACGCCCAUCUGGAAUUGUGUUCUGCAUUUGAGGCCAAGGAGGACCUAUAUCAGGAACUGCUGAAAAAGGGUCACCAGCUGCUAGUGAUGAUGCCUGAGGGCCCAGAAAGCAACACGGAGCAGGACCUGACCAACCUGAAGGAGAAAUGGGAAGCGGUGCAGGGGAAGGUCACUGAAAGAAAGGCCAAACUAGAAGAAGCUUUAACGCUGGCCACAGAUUUCCACAAUUCUCUGCAGGACUUCAUUGUGUGGCUAACGCAAGCAGAGCAGACGCUCAACAUGGUCUCCCCUGCGUCCCUCAUACUGGAGACCAUCCUGUUUCAGAUUGAUGAGCAUAAGAUGUUUGUGACAGAGGUGAACUCCCACAGGGAGCACAUCAUUGAGCUGGACAAGACUGGGACACAUCUGAAGUACUUCAGCCAGAAACAGGAUGUGGUGCUGAUCAAAAACCUGCUGCUCAGCGUCCAGGGCCGCUGGGAGAAGCUGGUGCAGAGGUCUGUGGAACGAGGCCGUCUGCUGGAUGAUGCCAGAAAGAGAGCCAAACAGUUCCACGAAACCUUCAAUAAACUGAUGGAGUGGUUGGAUGAGUCUGAAAAGAGUUUGGACUCUGAAGUGGAAAUUGCCAAUGAUCCAGACAAAAUCAAGACGCAGCUGGCGCAGCACAAGGAGUUUCAGAAAGCCCUGGGCAGCAAGCACUCCGUUUAUGACACCACUUCUCGAACAGGGAGGGCUCUAAAAGAUAAAACAUCCCUGCAGGACGAUAAUCUGAAGCUUGACGACAUGCUUAGCGAGCUAAGAGACAAAUGGGACACAGUUUGCGGCAAAUCGAUAGAAAGACAAAACAAGCUGGAAGAAGCCCUGUUGUUCUCAGGACAGUUCACAGACGCCCUGCAGGCUCUCAUUGACUGGCUGUACAGAGUGGAACCUCAGCUGGCUGAGGACCAGCCUGUCCAUGGAGACAUAGACCUGGUUCUCAAUCUGAUAGAUAACCACAAGGCUUUCCAGAAGGAGCUGGGAAAACGGACAGUAAGCGUUCAGGCUCUCAAACGUUCAGCAAAGGAGCUGAUUGAGAGCAGUCACGAUGACUCCUCGUGGGUGAAAGUCCAGAUGCAGGAGCUGAGCACCCGCUGGGAGACGGUGUGCAAUCUUUCGGUGUCAAAGCAGGUCCGGCUGGAGCAGGCCCUGUGCCAGGAGUUUAUGAAAAAGCUGGAAGAGAAGCGGGCAGCUCUGACUAAAGCCACCAGCAUGGGGGAGGCCAUUCUCAGCAUCUGCCAUCCGGACUCCAUCACAACCAUAAAGCACUGGAACACCAUAAUUAAAGCCCGGUUUGAGGAGGUGCAGGCUUGGGCCAGACAGCACCAACAGCGAAUGGUCACGGCUCUCACCGAGCUGUUAGCCACCCAGGAGCUUCUGGAGAAGCUUCUGACCUGGCUGCAGUGGGCAGAAACCAACAUUGACGAAAAGGACAGAGAGGCGCUACCUCAAGAGAUAGAAGAUAUCAAAAGUCUCAUAGCAGAACAUCAGGCGUUCAUGGAAGAAAUGACAAGGAAGCAACCAGAUGUUGACAAAAUCACUAAAACACACAAAAGGAAGGCUGCCAUGGAGUCCCAAAUCCAGUCUCAGAUUCCUGUGCUGGACAAAGGAAGAGCUGGAAGAAAACGCUCUCCCACACAAACCAUGUAUGCCUCAUCAACACAACCCCCCAUUGAAACUAAGAAUCCCCGCGUCAACCUGCUGGUCACCAAGUGGCAGCACGUGUGGCUGCUGGCUUUGGACAGAAGGAGGAAACUCAAUGAUGCUUUGGACAGAUUAGAGGAGUUAAAGGAAUUUGCCAAUUUUGACUUCGAUGUGUGGCGGAAGCGCUACAUGCGCUGGAUGAACCACAAAAAGUCCCGUGUGAUGGACUUUUUCCGCCGCAUUGACAAAGAUCAAGAUGGCAAGGUGACCCGACAGGAGUUCAUUGAGGGAAUUCUGUCCUCCAAGUUUCCUACCAGCCGCCUGGAGAUGAGUGCCGUGGCAGACAUAUUCGACAGAGAUGGGGAUGGCUACAUUGACUACUACGAGUUUGUGGCAGCUCUCCAUCCCAACAAAGAUGCCUACAAACCACUAACAGAUGCUGACAAGAUUGAAGAUGAGGUCACACGUCAAGUGGCUAAAUGCAAAUGUCCAAAACGAUUCCAAGUGGAGCAAAUUGGAGCAAACAAAUACAGAUUCUACCUUGGAAAUCAGUUCGGAGACUCUCAGCAGCUGCGCCUUGUGCGAAUUUUACGCAGCACUGUCAUGGUGCGGGUCGGAGGAGGCUGGAUGGCUUUGGAUGAAUUCCUGGUGAAGAACGACCCCUGUCGAGUUCACCACCACGGGAGCAAAAUGUUGCGCUCGGAAUCAAACUCUUCAAUUACUCAGUCUCCUAUAGGUUGGCAAAUCUCAAACUUUCUCUCCUUGCUCCAUGAACCCACCAGUGCUAAAGGCAGAACCAAUGUGGAGCUGCGGGAGAAGUUCAUCCUGCCAGAGGGAACCACGCAGGUGAUGGCCAGUUUCCGGUACAGAGGUCGCAGGUCUCGGCCGUCGUCUAGAGGAGCCUCUCCCAACAGAUCCACCUCCAGUCAGAGCUGCCCUGUCCCAUCAAACCCAACCGCAACCAGCACGCCAAAGACUUCCCAACACAUAACCCGCAAUUAUGAUAAGCCAUGGCUUACAAACAGCAAACCUUCCACUCCUCUUAAAUCAUCAGACUCCUUUGGGAGCCAAGGUUCAUCCUCAGAGGGCACAGCAGUACAGGGAAGUAAACUGCGCCUUCCUGGCUACUUAUCUGGUAAAGGAUUUCAGUCGGGUGAGGAGGGAACCUUGAUUAAUGCUGCUGUACUAAAAGCUCGAACACAAAUGAUAGGUGAGUCGCGGAAAAAUUCCAGCCGACCUGGAAGUAAAGCCGGAAGCAGAGGUAGCAGUCGCAGAGGAAGCGACGCAUCUGACUUUGACAUCUCAGAUAUCCAGUCUGUCUGCUCUGAUGUCUCUGAGACUGUUGGCGAGUCCACUCGAGGGACACCUCGCUCAGCGUCUCGCCAACAGGGAGGAAAACCCUCCAAAAUCCCCACUCCUCAAAGAAGAACAACUCCCUCAAGCAAACUGACCAAGGGAUCCAAGCGAUAGUCAGUGGCUUUGACAACACACAACUCAGAAAGCUACUUGCACCCCUAAAAACAUCGUGGACACUGGAGAUGUCUAACUUAAGAGACUGCAAAUGUGUUGAGUGUUAUUAAAAUUGUUGCGAAGAUGUAAAAUAUUCUGUUAAGAGGCAAUAUGGUUUAAUAUUAUGUGUGGAUGGAAUGUUAAUGGCCUUGUGUAUUAGUUUUUAAUGUAUUUUAUUUCUGUGAAAAUGUCAAAUUGUUUCUUAAUGUACUUUAUUUUAUUUAUGCAAAUCCUGUAGAGGUUUGAUGGACACUAAAAAGAAUCUGGGAAUAACCAUGUUGAACGGUUAAUUAACAUUUCUUCACACUAAUGAAGGACAAAUGCAGGAUAGCACUCUGAGAGUUACUGAAUGUACUGUAAUUUAUGUAUGCUGAUGUUUGGAUUAAAUGGUACUUAUGGUACCAUUUGACAUGCUGCAAUUAUCUAUUUAAGUGCUAUGUUAUACUGCCAACUUGCAUUUAGAGGGCAAUGCAAUAUACUACAAUAAACCCCAGUAAGCACUGCAGAAACCUUCAAAUAUCCCUAUUUAAGAGAAGUAGCAUAAAACAAGUUAUCAUGAAGCUUUCAAGUCCUGUUUGUUUGUCAACUGCUGCAGUUCCUCUUUUUCUUCCACCAGGUCACAGCAGUCUUUGCAUCAGCCUUGAAGAUGUGCCACUCCAUGUUGCCAUUUUCUGUGUAUUCAUGUCAGUGUAUGAUUAAUUUCGGUAGAGCUGAAAUUGUUACUGUAACAGUACUUUGUAAUAAACCUGCUUGCAGAAAGCCACCAGAGACUGGUGAGCACCACAAAAUCAUCUCA